ACAACAGCGACAACAACAACGACAACGACAAGCCAAACAAACUCCAAGUGAAAAGCUGUAUGCUUUUACCAAAACUAUUUGAACUUAACUUCAAUCUGCACGAAAUCUCCCAUUAAUUUUUUUAAUACAUUUUCCUUUAUACAAAUAAAAAUGCCCAUCGACUACAGCAAGUGGGACAACCUCGAGCUCUCCGACGACUCCGACGUCGAGAUCCACCCCAACAUCGAGCGUGGUACGUUCCUGCGUUUGCGGCAAAAAAAAAUCCGCGACGACCGCGAGAACCGCCGCAUCAAGCGCGAAGGCAACGAAGCCAUGAUUACAAUGAACAAGGAUCUCAUCGAGCGCAUCAGCAAGCUGCGCGCCCAAGUACUCGAGGCAGACGAGCCCAAGAUGAACGCCAUCCUGCAACAAUGGCAAACGGACGUGGCUGAAGCCCACAAGCACAAGGUGGAGCGCGACGGGGCUAUUUCCCAGGGCAAACAGCCCGAGCAGCCAUCUGAGGAGGACAUGAUGGCUGCGCUCAAGGCGCGCAUCAGCGAUGAUCUGCUCAAGGCCGCUGCCAAGCUGGACUCGCUGGAGGAGAAGCAGGCCGAGUUUGCUAAGCAGCUCGCUGUGCAUGUGGAGAACCUGCGUAAGAAUUUGCAAACUGCUGAGCGCGAGUUGGAGCAGGUGAAGAAGGAGGAGGCCAAGCAUGUUGCCCCUGACUCCAUUGUCCACGAUGGCUUUGAUCGCUCGUUUGUCAGCACCGCCAAGCCUGCGGAUGCCAACAAAAGCAGUAUCAGCGCGAAGAAGACCACUGUGACGACUGACGAGGUGCUCAAUCCCGGCAGCGUGGGCAAGCACAGUGGUGUGGCUGUGGAGGAGGAGGAGAUCGAGGGUAUGGACGAGAACGGCGAGCUGGAGCUGGACAGCGACGCCCGGGCCUUUGCCAAACUCUCAAAAUUGACCGAUUCCAACGAUUUUAUUCGCAAGAACCUGUCUAUAAUCAGCGACCGCAAGAGUGACCAGAUCAUGGCUCAGGCCUUCACUAUGGAGCUCGACGGCAAAAAGAAGCUUGCCCGCCAGUACGUCAAGCAGGCUCUUAUCCUCACAUACAUUCUCAAGAUGGGCGCCUCGGGCGUCAAUGUAUUUUUCAACCGUGUGGGGCCCAAGGGCCCGGCCCAGGACAGUUUUGAGAGGGACGUUGCCUCGUAUUACGAGCGCAUCGAGGAGCGCUGCAAGGUCAUUAAGAGCGAGAGAGAUGCCGAUGAUGCCGAUGCUGAGCCUGAGGUCGAGUCCAUCCAGCUCCAAUGCGACGACCCUAAUGCGCCCAUCCGCAUCUAUGUUCCCGGCGAGGACGAGGAGGAUGCCCAGCGCCUGGAGCUGUUUGACCAGCUGCCGGAGGACUUUAAGGACUCUCUGCGCGUGGGCACGCUGGAGGCUAUCAACAAGGUGCUGGCCACUGUGUCCGGCUCUGAGGCCGAGCGCCUGUUGGGUAUCUGUGGUGAAGGUGGCUUCUUGGCUAUUGAUGGCGAGAUUGUCGUCGAUCCGAGCGAGAAUGCCGAGCAGUCUACCAACUAGUCGCAAAAGCAAUGUGUCAUUUUUUCUUAUUUCAUUUCGUAUAUUUUUUUGCUGCAAAAGUCAUCAA
Messenger RNA from Kickxella alabastrina, 1627 nucleotides. RefSeq lists its product as uncharacterized. Gene Ontology annotation, cellular component: cytoplasm. Gene Ontology annotation, molecular function: heat shock protein binding; protein kinase binding; protein-folding chaperone binding. The record is from RefSeq and is a predicted model, not a curated record. The coding region runs from base 151 to 1560 and encodes 469 amino acids. Lineage: Eukaryota; Fungi; Kickxellomycota; Kickxellomycetes; Kickxellales; Kickxellaceae. The transcript has a single exon. Gene Ontology annotation, biological process: protein stabilization; protein folding.